AUGAUCUCCCAAACCAUCGUUAAUGUUCCUGCUCAAUCCAUAGGACCUAUAGCGACGGACAAACCUGCUCCUGCUGGUGGCGACGUAGCAACGGAUUCUCCUCUAACCUCUUUCUUCGCGGAUCUGUCAUCACCGUAUCCUACGAACAGUUGGUGGGCGGGUUAUGCUGCUUCUCCUGGGAAUGCUGUCUGUGCGGGACCGUUCCCUUAUGAGACGAGUUUGACUUCGAGUGCAAUUCAGUUCGGAGUAUCGACCAGUCGUGAUUUUGAUGGGACGUCUAUCCAUCAACCCACCCAGACGGAUUGGUUGGCCGGCUUUGUUGAGCAUUCUGGAGCAGCGAGUGAUCAUAAAGCGACAGGUUGGGACACACAAUCGGUCACGGUGCAAUAUUUCACAGGCUCAAGCACAAUGACGAGCUACCUCGUACCUGGAUCUCCAUAUCUAACGUUCGAAUAUUCCAGCGCCACACCGUUGUUCACGAGUGGUCAAGAGUCCAUCACCUCGUUCAACAACGAGACUCUAGCGACCGGAGCUUCGUCUACCCAAACCGCUUCUAAGUUCAGUGUCACAAACAGCAUCGGCACCUACCUGAUAUACUCUUUAUCCGGUGAUCUGACGCUCACCGCUGCAUCCAAUACCACAUCCGGGACUGUCACCGCCUCGGCACCUUUCACUGGUAUCCUUCGCUUGGUAAAACUCAACGACUCCUCUCACGAAGCAUUGUUGGACCAGUAUUACGAGAACUACCCUGUUGGCGUGGACACAGACUAUACUUUCGAUACCGAUGCAAACACGGCCGUGUUGAGCUUUACAUGGAAUGUGACGGGAGACGAGGAUAGUUUGUUGAUGCUGACGUGGCCUCACCAUAGGAUGAAGAUGGUGUCACCAAACUUUCCCGCGACAACAGCGCUCAACUACCUGACCACCAAAGGCUACAUGUAUCCUGCCAUCGGAAAUGUCUGGAACAUGCAAUACGAUCUACCCACAAUCGAUUGGAAUGCCCCUCGCGCACCCGAUAGUUCCUGCUCGUCCACUAUUAUCCAAGGCCUCGAAUACGAGAUCGGGCAGUUGAAUGCUUCAGAGCCAAGCGUCCCGGGCGACUUCUAUUAUUGGGGCGGGAGUAUGGCUGCGCAGUCCAGAUUAGCGUUGAUCGCCGAUGCAAUGGGAAGAAGCGACCUCAUCCCACAGGUUAUCGAUUACAUGGAGGCUAGCUUUGCCUAUUGGUUCGACUCAAGCUCAACCAUCCUUCCGGCUUACGAGACGAACUGGGGAGGGAUCGUGAACAACGAGGGAGCAACUGAUGUAAACGUAGAUUUUGGAAAUGGGUACUACAAUGACCACCAUUUCCACUACGGCUAUUUCCUUGCAUCUGCUGCCGUUGUUGCAAAGUACGAUAGCGCUUGGCUGAGUGCACACGAGACUGAAAUUAACUGGUUCCUUCGUGAUAUUGCCAACCCUUCGACGGCGGAUCCAUACUUCCCCAUCGCUCGCUGCCGCGACUUUUUUGCUGGCCAUUCCUGGGCUUCCGGAAUCGCCAAUGGCGCGGGCUCCCGCGAUCAAGAAUCCACCGGAGAAGCCAUCAAUGGCUACUACGGAGCCAUGCUCUGGGCUGAAGUCACUGGAAAUACAGACAUGAAGAACUAUGCCGCUCUCUUACUUGCGACCGAGCAGCAUGCGGCGCAGACGUACUGGCAUAUGUACCCGCAGACGAGUGGUACCGACAGGGAUCAGCCAUACCCAGAGGAUGCGAUCAGGGAUCUGGUUACCAUAGGCAACGUUGAAGACUGGCAGUCCGGUGCUUGGCUGUUCUGGGGAGACCAGAAGGUCGAGAUCGCUGCUAUCCAGAUACUUCCCGUUACGCCUGUGAACGAGUAUCUGUACGACACGCAGUGGGUACAGAACAUUUGGUCAUAUGCUUCAGACGAGAUCAACAAUGCAACCUUCGCUGAUGAAUGGAAAUGCGUGAUAUACUGUGCAUACAGCAACUUCGAUCCAGUCACCGCUAUGUCCAUGUCAACCGAGUUAACUGACUGGGGUACUGGAAAUACGUUCACUAACCAGGUCUAUUUCAUUGCCACCCGUCCAAACACGUCUGGUCAGGCUCUCUGUACCGAUGGCUCUGCAAACCCCCUCGGAAAUUUCACGAUCCAGUCAGCCGACACCAACAAUUACGUCGGCGCCUCCGCCGCCAACACCAAUCUCGUCGCCAACUCCUCGUCUUCAUCGGAUGCUGCCGUCUUCAACUUUGCAUUCACCCCUAACGCUGGUACUAUCCAGCUCGAGUCAACUUCUCAAUACGUGACGGCAGAUUCUUCAGGAAACUUUACACUCGCAGCUAUCAGGGCCACUGCCUCGACCUGGGAGACGUUCCUCAUUCGCCAGAAGACGGGAGCUGCGACUGGGGUUUAUACGAUCAAGGCGACGUCGAAUGGCCUAUGGAUUACGUUGGGUAGUGAUGGAAGUUUGAUCAACAACGGGGAGACAGAAAGUGCGGGUUCUGGGUUUUUGUUCAACGCUACCUGA
Molecule: messenger RNA, 2523 nt
Organism: Stereum hirsutum FP-91666 SS1
Lineage: Eukaryota; Fungi; Basidiomycota; Agaricomycetes; Russulales; Stereaceae
Product: glycoside hydrolase family 81 protein
Exons: 18
Coding region: 1-2523 (840 amino acids)
Molecular function (GO): endo-1,3(4)-beta-glucanase activity
Source: RefSeq, a predicted model, not a curated record